AGUUCGCGCGGAGCGAAUAAGCCGGAAGCGGGAGAGAGUCGCCGGCUCGCUGAGUCCCGCCGCCUUAGACCUGCCUCUGGUACCCGCUCCACCAUGUCCGGUUUCGAUGAUCCCGGCGUGUUCUACAGCGACAGUUUCGGGCUCGACCCGCAGGGCGACGAGGGGCAGCUCCGCCGCACACAGGUCAAGAAGCGGCUGCGGGAGUUCCUACGGCAGUACCGGGUGGGCAGUGACCGCACCGGCUUCACCUUCAAGUACAGGGAUGAACUCAAACGUCAUUAUAACCUGGGUGAAUAUUGGAUCGAGGUGUCUCUGGAGGACCUGAGCAGUUUCGAUGAGGAUCUGGCCGACUACCUCCUGAAGCAGCCGUCUGAACACCUGCCACUGCUAGAAGAGGCAGCACAGGAGGUGGCAGAUGAAGUGACCCGUCCACGCCCGGCGGGUGAGGAGAUCCUGCAGGAGAUCCAGGUCAUGCUGCACUCCGAAGCCAAUUGUGCCAGCAUUCGCAGCUUGAAGUCAGACCAGAUGUCUCGGCUGGUGAAGAUCCCAGGAAUUGUGAUCUCAGCAAGUGCCGUGCGUGCCAAGGCCACCAGGAUUGCCAUAGAGUGUCGCGGCUGUCGCAACGUUGUGAGCAACAUUGCCGUCCGACCUGGCCUGGAAGGAUACACCUUGCCUCGUAAAUGCAACACGGAGCAGGCCGGUCGGCCCAAGUGUCCUGUCGACCCGUACUUCAUCAUCCCCGACAAGUGCAAGUGCGUGGAUUUCCAAACCCUGAAGCUACAGGAGUCGCCGGACGCCGUGCCGCAUGGAGAGAUGCCGCGGCACAUGCAGCUGUACUGUGACAGGUACCUGUGCGACAAGAUUGUCCCUGGCAACCGGGUCACUAUUAUGGGCAUCUACUCAAUCAAAAAAUCGGGAAGGGCCACCAACAAAGGCCGAGAUCGUGUGGGUGUGGGAAUCAGGGGCUCCUACAUCCGGGUGGUUGGAAUCCAGGUGGACACUGAAGGCACAGGGCAUGGCCUGGCUGGGACCAUGUCACCACAGGACGAGGAGGAGUUCCGCCAUCUUGCCGCCAUGCCCAACAUCUACGAGGUCAUUUCGAAGAGCAUCGCUCCCUCCAUCUACGGCAGUGCCGAUAUCAAGAAGGCCAUUAGCUGCCUGUUGUUCGGGGGCUCCAGGAAGCGCUUGCCCGAUGGUCUGACAAGGAGGGGUGACAUUAACCUGCUGAUGCUUGGAGAUCCCGGCACAGCCAAGUCUCAGCUGCUGAAGUUUGUGGAGAGGUGUUCGCCCAUUGGGGUGUACACCUCUGGGAAGGGGAGCAGCGCGGCUGGACUGACUGCGUCCGUCAUGCGAGAUCCAUCCUCUCGGAAUUUCAUCAUGGAGGGCGGGGCCAUGGUUCUGGCUGAUGGAGGUGUUGUCUGUAUUGAUGAAUUUGACAAGAUGCGAGAAGAUGACCGAGUGGCAAUUCACGAAGCCAUGGAGCAGCAGACAAUCUCCAUUGCCAAGGCUGGGAUCACAACUACCCUGAACUCCCGCUGCUCUGUGCUGGCUGCAGCAAACUCAGUCUUCGGGCGAUGGGAUGACACCAAAGGAGAGGAGAACAUCGACUUCAUGCCAACCAUCCUGUCCCGGUUUGACAUGAUCUUCAUCGUGAAGGAUGAGCACAAUGAGGAGAGAGACGUGGUACUGGCCAAGCAUGUGAUGAACGUGCACCUAAGUGCCCUGACGCAGACACACGCCGUGGAGGGAGAGAUCGAGCUCAACAAGUUGAAGAGAUACAUCGCUUACUGCCGCUCGAAGUGUGGGCCAAGACUCUCGGCCGAGGCUGCAGAGAAGCUGAAGAACAAGUACAUCCUGAUGCGCAGUGGAGCGCGAGAACACGAGCGAGAGAGUGACCGCACCAGCAGUAUCCCCAUCACCGUCAGGCAGUUGGAAGCCAUCGUUCGGACCUCUGAAUCACUGGCGAAGAUGAAGCUGCAGCCGUUUGCCACAGAGCGGGAUGUGGAGGAGGCGCUGCGGCUUUUCCAGGUCUCCACGCUGGACGCAGCGCUGUCAGGCAGUCUGGCUGGAGUGGAGGGCUUCACCACGGCCGAGGACCAGGAGAUGCUGUCCCGCAUCGAGAAGCAACUGAAGCGUCGCUUUGCCAUCGGGUCGCAGGUGUCCGAGCACAGCAUUGUCCAGGAUUUCCUGAAGCAGAAAUACCCAGAGCACGCCAUCUACAAGGUCCUUCAGCUGAUGAUGCGUCGCGGGGAGAUCCAGCAUCGAAUGCAGCGCAAGGUGCUGUACCGCAUCAAGUGAUGGCUGCUGCCCAGCCCAAGAGAGCCCCCUCCCCCACUGUGAUGCCCGUGUGAGUGGCUGUUCCGGAUGCCUCUGAUACCCAACCACUGCCCUAACCGUUCCCCCAUCCCGGCCAAGUUACUGGAGAGGGUGACUAGUCACCAAGCUGAACAGUAAACCAAGUCACAGCAGGAGAGCCCAGCACGGAACUUGCUGCAUCCGGGCGUCCUGACCUUGAUGAAGAAAGGAAGUAGUCACACCAGGCAUGACUGCUUUUGUCAUUCCUCAAAUAAAGUUGCUUGCCAGAA
Pristis pectinata (smalltooth sawfish) is the source of this 2585-nucleotide messenger RNA. It is a transcript of the gene mcm5, whose product is annotated as minichromosome maintenance complex component 5. The record is from RefSeq and is a predicted model, not a curated record. The transcript has 16 exons. Gene Ontology annotation, biological process: double-strand break repair via break-induced replication; DNA replication initiation; DNA replication. Bases 94 to 2298 code for a protein of 734 amino acids. Gene Ontology annotation, cellular component: MCM complex; nucleus. Gene Ontology annotation, molecular function: ATP binding; DNA replication origin binding; single-stranded DNA helicase activity. NCBI's taxonomy places the organism in Eukaryota, Metazoa, Chordata, Chondrichthyes, Rhinopristiformes, Pristidae.